AUGACCUUCAACGUGCUCACGACCAACGCGGUCGAACUGCGGGAACUUCUCGAAAAGAACAAGAUUACAAGCGUUCAGGUUGUGGAAAAUUACCUGGCACAAAUUGAUCGCUACGAAACUGCACUCAAUGCGCUGAUUUCGCCUGCCCCGCCUGAAAAAGUCCUCGAAAUCGCCAAGUGUCGGGAUGAGGAGCGCCAGAAGGGGCAUAUCCGGAGCCCAUUCCAUGGAAUUCCCAUAAUUUUGAAAGAUAGCUUUGUCACAGCGUCGGAGCUGGGCAUGAGUACCACGGCUGGAUCUUAUGCAUUUAUCGGAGCUAACGCGUUGAAGAAUGGAGCUAUUACCCAGCGGUUGAUUGAUGCUGGCUUGAUUAUCUUAGGAAAGGCUAAUAUGACUGAAUUUGCUGGAAUGAAAAUGACCAUGAUGAUGCCCGGUUGGUCUGCUCACGGCGGCCAGACUCUAUCGCCGUAUAUUGGGAAGAUAGAUGAUAAUGAGAAAAUACUUGGCCAUUCAGCUCCUGGAGGCUCAUCUACUGGUUCUGCAGUCGCGGUUGCCGCUGGAUUUAGCCCUCUUGCCAUGGCUACUGAGACUAUAGGUUCUAUCGUUACUCCAUCAACACGCGCUGGGCUAUAUGCCCUCAAGCAUACUACCGGCGUCCAGGAUACUACAGGCCUGUACACCAUGACAGAGUUCUUUGAUAGUCCGGGACCUAUGGCAAAAUCAGCGGCUGACGUUCAUGUCCUUUCUGAAAUUCUACUCGGUCGUCAGUUCACUUCCCCCCCAUUUGGUGCCUGGGAAGGCCUUUCUGUGGGCUUCUUGGACCCAAAAGUUUGGACCAUGUCAGCUGACCAUUGUACCCAAUUCGAGGGUACUGCGGAGCAAAUGAUAGAAGAGUACGAAGAGACGGUUUCCGCUUUACGACGCAGAGGCUGUUCUCUCAAAAGCCCUAUCCAUUGCCAUGAUCCCUCAGUCUUACCGAAUACUAUACUGCCGAUUGCAUAUUGGGAUUUUAAAAACCUUUGCAUUCCUGAAUUCAUUCGCUCGUUUCACGAGUGCUCUAUAACAAGCAUUGCAGAUAUCGUCAAUUUCAAUAGAGAAAACAGCAAAAAAGCCCUUCCAGCUCCAUUCACCGAACAAAAUGAUUUGGAAGGGGCAAUGAACACUACUGAAGAAAAGGGCUAUAUAGAUGAACUGAAACAUGGCCUUCGUAAGGCCGCGAGGGAUAUUCUGGAUGAUGUAUUUGAAAAAGAACAUGUCAACAUACUGGCAGCUCCAGGAGACUCCUCGCUAUGUGUUCAUGCUUCCGCCGCAGGCUAUCCUAUCGCCACAGUGCCAAUAGGACAACUUCGCUACAAUUCCCGGCCGUUCGGUUUAUGUCUGGUGGCCAGGGCGGACGAGGAGGAAACCCUAUUGCGGUUUAUGGGAGAGUACGAAAAGGCUGUCAAGCCUCGCCCGGUUCCGAAACUUUGA
Messenger RNA from Penicillium odoratum, 1467 nucleotides. Its product is annotated as amidase signature enzyme. The coding region runs from base 1 to 1467 and encodes 488 amino acids. The record is from RefSeq and is a predicted model, not a curated record. NCBI's taxonomy places the organism in Eukaryota, Fungi, Ascomycota, Eurotiomycetes, Eurotiales, Aspergillaceae. The transcript is spliced from 7 exons.